Messenger RNA from Alligator mississippiensis (American alligator), 978 nucleotides. RefSeq names its product olfactory receptor 2V1-like. Lineage: Eukaryota; Metazoa; Chordata; Crocodylia; Alligatoridae. Gene Ontology annotation, molecular function: G protein-coupled receptor activity; olfactory receptor activity. The transcript has a single exon. Bases 1 to 978 code for a protein of 325 amino acids. Gene Ontology annotation, biological process: G protein-coupled receptor signaling pathway. Gene Ontology annotation, cellular component: membrane. The record is from RefSeq and is a predicted model, not a curated record.
AUGCACAUCUUCUUGGCUUUCUCUCCUUAUUUCCUUCAGGACCAGCCAAGAGAAUUGCAAGUGGAGAGGCAAAAUGCAACUGAAUUUAUUCUGCUGGGACUGCUGAAUCACAGCAAAGUCCACAUGUUCUUCCUCGCUCUGAUUUUGCUUGCCUUCAUUACCGCUGUGUCUGGGAAUGCUCUCCUCAUAUUUCUAAUCCAGGUGACUCCCUCCCUUCACACCCCCAUGUACUUUUUCCUCAGCCAAUUGGCCUUCAUGGACAUCUGCCCAAGCCUGUUUAUAAUCCCCAAAAUGUCGGUGGACUUUCUGAUCCCAGGCAACACCAUUUCUGUGGCUGGCUGUGGGACUCAGGUUUUCCUCAUGUUGACCACUGGAGUGGGAGAAUGCCUUCUUCUGCCAGUCAUGUCUUAUGACAGGUAUGUAGCCAUUUGCAAACCCUUGCAAUACCCCGUCCUCCUGAGCAGACGAGUCUGCCUGCGCCUGACAGCUGCAAUAUGGAUUUGUGUAUGCAUCAAUGCUUUGAUUCAUACCAUGUAUGCCAUGCAUCUGCCCUACUGUGGCUCAAAAUACAUCGACCACUUCUUCUGUGAGGUUCCAGCCCUUCUCAAAUUGUCCUGCUCUGACACCUCCACCUAUGAGAGUCUGGUAUUUGUGAAUAGUACUAUUGUCCUCUUUAUCCCUUUUUCCAUCAUACUAGCCUCUUACAUAUACAUCCUUUCUACGGUCCUGAAGAUGAAGUCAACCACAGGACAGCAGAAAGCUCUGGCCACUUGCUCCUCACACCUGACUGUGGUGUGCAUGUUCUAUGGGGCAGCAAUGUUCACGUACAUGAAACCCAAUGCUUACUACUCAACAUGGCAGGAAAAGAUUGUAUCUGUGUUUUACUCCAUUAUCACCCCCGUUCUGAAUCCUAUCAUAUACAGCCUGAGAAACAGGGAUGUUUUAGGAGCCCUUAGGAGGCUGGUUGGAAAGUACUGA